AUGCAUACACCUCCUUCGAAAGUCGAAGUAUUACGUAGGUUACUGGUUCAUUCUGAUGGCCGUGAUAAAACCUUAAAAAUUAUCCAAUACUUUGGAAAACUUAUUCUUUGGCUUCAUGAUCGUAAAGUCUCUAAAAUUAAUCCCGUUAUUUAUCUACUUUUUCGAGACAGAGUUUUCUUGUCAAAAGUUUCUCCUCGAUUAAAAGCAAUGACCUCACACUUUAGCACAACACGUAAAAUAAUUCGUUUAGCCCAUUUCAUAGAACCUUAUUCAGAUUUACGUGAAUAUUAUACUGGUGCACGUAAAAUCUCUCGUUCUUCAACUCCAUAUGAAAAAGUUGUUCAUUAUUUUGGAGCUAUCAAUGCAUUAGUUGGCAUAAUGAAUGAUAUAUUCGAUGAUUUAUAUUGCCUUGGUAAAAUUAAUGUUUUAGAUAAAUCAGUUGCCAAAUGGGCAGAGCCCAUUGCGAUUAAAUUUUGGUUUUUCUCUAUUUGUUUGGAUAUCCACGAAACCUUAUUCAAAAUUUGGCAAACGAAUGAGAAAAUUAAAAAGGCUAAUUCAGAAGAAACAGAAAAGUAUAACCAGAAGUUAUAUUGGUUAAAUGUUAGUUUAGUUAAAUUGUUUAUGGACUUUUUGUUUUGUGGGUAUGAUUUCUUUGAAUAUACUUUCUCAGAUGGCGUGCAAGCAGUUUCUGGACUUAUGGCCGGAAUUUUAAGUUUUCAUAAGCUUUGGGAAAAGGAAACACAAAGAAUUAUGAGUUUUUCAUAA
Cetraspora pellucida is the source of this 765-nucleotide messenger RNA. Lineage: Eukaryota; Fungi; Glomeromycota; Glomeromycetes; Diversisporales; Gigasporaceae. The record is from the annotation of a GenBank genome assembly.